This is a messenger RNA of Trichomonas vaginalis G3, 1080 nucleotides long. RefSeq names its product regulation of choline O-acetyltransferase protein. Gene Ontology annotation, biological process: proteolysis; cell adhesion. NCBI's taxonomy places the organism in Eukaryota, Parabasalia, Trichomonadida, Trichomonadidae. The transcript has a single exon. The coding region runs from base 1 to 1080 and encodes 359 amino acids. The record is from RefSeq and is a predicted model, not a curated record. Gene Ontology annotation, cellular component: cytoplasm; membrane. Gene Ontology annotation, molecular function: metalloendopeptidase activity.
AUGCAAAGAAACGGAGAUCUACAACGAAAAGUUAAAUAUGCUACCGAUUAUCCUGAUUUUCGCCCAAUAAAAUUAAAAUUUAAUUACGAUUGGCUUGAUCCAGCAGGAACAGAUAGAUAUUUAUGUAGGGAGGCUGGAGUAGAUCUACAUUGGCAUCCAUAUGUUUCAGGAACAUGCACAGAAGAAAAUUUAAUGACUGAAGAGAAAAAGAAAAAUUUUAUAGGGACAUUAGAGAAUUGUAGGAAGUUUUUAGAAAAAAAUUUCCAAGUUCGACCAUUGCCAAGGGAUACAAUAUAUAUUGAUAGUGAUGGCGUUGGAAUGCAAAGAGAUCCAUUACCAGUUCAAUCUGUAACCGGAUGUGAUAUGCACUUUAUUAUUUGCGGUCGCGCAUAUAAUGGUCUAAUGGCCGCUUCUGCAAAAUCAUAUCAAACAGAUAUGGAAAGAGGUGAACGACCAAUUCAAGGUGUGAUAUUUCUCAAUACUGCAGUCUAUCCAACAAUGAUCGAAGACGAAGAUACACCAUCAAAUCAUUUUUAUCAUUUAUAUUUACACGAAAUCUUUCAUGCUCUUGGAUGUGAUAGCUUCUUUAUGAAUUUGUUUCAUCCUAUUGAUGACUAUGCUCCUUAUAGAGAAACAAAAUGCAGUCUCAUAAAAGGUGGAAAACAAUUUACUUUCCUUGUCACUCCUUUCUGUCACAAAUGGGCAAUGAAACACUACAAUGUUGAAUAUUAUUACGGUGAUAACAAUGAAAGAUGCUUAUCUGGCGUAGAACUCGAAGAUGCUGGUGAUGAUGGAGCAAUUGGAUCUCAUCCGAAGCUAAGGGCAUACAUACAAGACUUAAUGACAAGUAACUCACUCUCGCAAGCUAAAAAUUGGGUGAAAUUUACGGAUUUAACUAUGGCAAUCUUACUUGAUACUGGUAAUUAUAAGAUAAACUAUACAGCCGCACAACCUCUUUUAUGGGGAAAUAAAGAUUCUAUUGAUGGAGUUACUUAUUUGACAGGUUUUCCAAUUGAAUCUCCUCAAAUUUCAUUUCCAAAGUAUUACUUGAUGACUGGCGAACAAAAUGAAAAGUCUUAG